CAGGAACGGACAGGCGAUAAAAUGUUAUUUGUUAAUAUUUUUUUGUAAAUACCUAUAAAUGAGCGAGCGUAUAAUGUGAUCACGAUGGGCGGUUGCAUUGGAAUAACUAGAAGCAGGAGUGGGCCCAUAGAGGAAUCUUCGGGAACGGUGUCGCGGCCUAAUUCGGGCGGAUUGCGGAAGAACCAGUCACUGUGUCACGAGACGAUAAGGUGGAAAUCUGAUGUGCCGUUAACGGAGGGUCAAUUGAGGAGUAAGAGGGAUGAUUUUUGGGAUACUGCUCCGGCAUUCGAGGGUCGUAAAGAGAUCUGGGACGCACUACGGGCGGCAGCAGUUGCCGCUGAAGCCAUGGACUUUCAGCUCGCGCAAGCUAUACUUGACGGUGCUAGUGUUUCUGUGCCAAAUGGCUACCUGACAGAGUGCUAUGAUGAAUGGGGGACCAGAUAUCAGGUUCCGAUAUACUGCCUGUCGGCUCCUAUAAACAUGAUGAAGGAGGCGAGCGGGCGCGACUCGCCGGCUGAGUGUUCGGAGCCCGUGGAGGGCGGCGUGGCGCUGGCGUUGCGGCUGCGGCUGUCCACCGGCGGCCCCGACCUCGACCUGCCCGUCUGCUCGAGGCACACUAUUGCGCACUGCAAGGCCAAGCUACACGCUCAGGAGAACAUCGAGCCGUGGCGGCAGCGCUGGUUCUACGGCGGGAAGCUGCUCGGCGACCGCCUGCUGGUGGAGGAGGCGCGCGUGACGCCCGGAUACGUGGUGCAGGUCAUCGUGGCGCCCGACGAGCACGCGCCGCACAGCUAGUCGCGCGGCGAAAUAUCAAUCCAGGAAGUAACUCAGUGACGUAACCGUGGUCACGACCGACACAGCCGAGACUGGCUCUGAUAUUCUAAAUGUUCCCUAACCGUAGUCACUAUGAGAAGGAUCUUUAACGGAAUAUGUAGAAAUCAUAAUUUAUCCUUUACGAAAAUUUAAAUCGCUGGACUUAAACGCUUUUGUUUUCAAACAUUUAACAUUUGCCGGUUUCCCUUAAACAGUUAUAUUCAAGUAUCAAUAAGACAUAUAAUCUAAUUUUUUGUGCUAUAUAAGACAAAUUACUAAGAUGCAGUAAAAGUGGAAAUUAUAAAUAUAUAAUUUAUAUACUUAUAUAUAUAAUUUGAUCAUGUCCGUCCGUACGCCACUGCCUCGUUUCGCUAAACAUAGCUAUACAAAUUGCAUUUUCUUCUGAAAUUGUAUAUAAAAGUAAUUAGUGAUUAUUUAAAUAUCGUCUCUCGUUUUAUAUGUUAAUUUUUUUUCUACUUCAAAGCUUAAACAAACAAUAAAACGAAUAAUUAUUGUAUAAGUACGUUUAUUAGAAUUUAUCACGUCUAAAAUCUAUCAAAUCGGGAUACGAGUUAAUAUAAUGUUACCAGUACAAUUAAAAAAAAAACUUUUUUUUUACUAAGUACUUUAAAUAAUAGAUUCAUAGCGAGAAUAUUUCUAGCGAUUUAAAUUGUUCGUCUCAAGGUACCUGUACAAGACAUACGAUGGAAUUUAAAAAUGAAAUUAAUAAUGUGAAAAAAACUAAAAUGAUAUCAGAAAUAUGUUUCAUACUUAGGGUACUAAAGUAAAUAAAGGACCUAAAUCGUAUUUGUAGUGUUUGUAGAGCUAUUACUGUCGCCGAACUGUAAAUAUAGUGAAGCUAAAAAUAAGGGUAUUUGAUAAAAACUAUGUACGCUUUCGUAACAUGCGCACGCGUGCAUGAAGCAAAGAUAAAACAUUUAAUUCAUGUAUUUUCUACUUAUCCCUAUUCGAGGCCUAUUGCAAAUGGACUUAUUUCAACUGAGUAUAAAUAUAAAUAAGAAACGCUUGUCUAAUUAAAUCGAAACGAAACCGAGGUUUUUUGUUCAAAUUAUAAUAUCUAAUUAUUUUAAAUUCCUAAACGAGUAAUUUAAAAUCUGAAAAAAAAAUUAGGAAGAUUACCAUGAAAAAUACUAUCAAAUAUAUCAAAUAAUCGUAUUUACAAGUGCAUAGGUUGAUGAAUUUAAAAAUAUGCAAAGGGCGCACGUUCUCAUGAAAAAUAUUAUUUGUUUAGUUGCACGUUCUAUGUGUCACCGCCAUGUUUGUGGUAAACGUUUAUGUUGUCCAAUAACUAAUUGAUUGGAAUUUAUUUUAAACGAGUCUCUCCUUUAUAAUAAAUUGUAUUUAUUGAAACAAUAUUUAUGAUAUAUUUUUCAACUUCAACAUUAUCAAGGAAUGUUUGUGUAUCAUUGACAUUAUAGAUCCAAAAGGUAAUUAAACUAAAAAAGUGCGAAAAAUGUAGUAUUUUUGUACGAAGUGAAAGUACCAAUGUUGAUAUCGGAGUGGGUCUGCGUAGAAUCUGUUUUGACAUAACUAAUUUCGUAUUUUGAUUAAGAAGUGACAUUAGACAUUUAUGCUUUAUUUUGGAUCGAACGAUUUUCAGAUUAAAUGUAUUAUCAUACAUUAUUAUUUCGCAUGCACUUUUAUAAAUAAUAAAAUAAUACAAUAUUUUAAAGAGCAAGAUCUCAUCCACCAAUUGGGAAGUUCAACAAUCAUGCGUCAAAUAUAAAACGACCUCAUUGGUUGAUAUCAUCGUCGAGUCGCGAAUGAUUUUUUCGAACAAUAUUAGCGAGAGAGACCUAUAAUUAUUGUUUUAAAUAUGUCAAUAUUAGUUCUAUAAUCAUAUGGCUUGUAUUGUCGAUAAGCUUCGGUCGUCCGUGACUAAAGUCAUGUAAACAUGAACAUAAAUUUUAAAAUUACCUUAAAAUUGUUGCUAUAUUGAACAUUAAUUAAUAAAAAUAGACUAUCGAGUGUACCAUAAAAAUAUAGAUGAGUUAUUUCAAUAUCUUGAUUUUGAACACCAAUAACUUUUAAUACUUAAUUUUCUUAACUUCUUAUGUGUUCAAAACUGUUAUAACUCACUGCCAUAUUUGUAAUUGAAUAAGUAUCUUUUAUUAUUUAUGAAAGUAUCAGAUUGUGUAUUAUAAAUUUAUAAGUUCCAAAAGGCCAUUUUAUAUUUCUAAAAACUAUAUCAAAAACAUAAUAUGUUACCAUAAAUAUAAAAACAAAUUGAUUAUUACAUUAUUCUUAUUUGGUUAAUAGCUUCAUUAUAAAUCAUUCAGUUUUUUGAGGUACCUGAAGAUUGUUUUAUUUAUAUCAUAGAUACCAAGUUUCAUGAAAUUCUGUCCAGUGAAUUUGGCUUGUUAGCUUAAAUAAUAUAAAAUUAUACUAAACUUGACGAGUCUGAAAAAAAAAUUGUUACUUGUCUAUCUGUGCUGUUGGAAUUGACUGAUGCGUGAUUGCGCUGAUUUUAUACUAAGGAGACCGUACUAGGAAGGCUAUACAAUUAAAAAAUUGUAACGCGUGUAACUUUCAGGACGUUUGACAAAUAUAUAUCGCGCUCAAAUUCGACCUUGUGAUUUUACUGCCAUCGCAUCCAAAGAAAUUAUCCUAUGAAAUAAAAAAGCGAGUUCGUUAUUCCUUAUCUAGUAAAUGUUAGGUACACAUAUUAUAUAUUACCAUUCUUUAGUUUAUACUUAUACCAGUAAUAUGUGUAAAUUUUAAUAAAAUUUUAUUUCUUAAAUAUGAUUGCUGUAAACUGAUUUAGUAUGACUGAUGUUACUUCAAGACGUGUGAUAGCUUUAUGAUUAUUUAAAAUUAUGCCAGUUAUCACGUUCAAAAAUAGCAUAUCAUCAACGAAACUAUAUCGUUAAAUAGAUAUAUUAUUUUGAA
Messenger RNA from Vanessa atalanta (red admiral), 3723 nucleotides. Its product is annotated as ubiquitin domain-containing protein 2. NCBI's taxonomy places the organism in Eukaryota, Metazoa, Arthropoda, Insecta, Lepidoptera, Nymphalidae. Gene Ontology annotation, molecular function: protein binding. The transcript is spliced from 5 exons. The record is from RefSeq and is a predicted model, not a curated record. Bases 85 to 795 code for a protein of 236 amino acids.